Molecule: messenger RNA, 2168 nt
Organism: Gymnogyps californianus (California condor)
Lineage: Eukaryota; Metazoa; Chordata; Aves; Accipitriformes; Cathartidae
Gene: SOWAHC
Product: sosondowah ankyrin repeat domain family member C
Molecular function (GO): protein binding
Source: RefSeq, a predicted model, not a curated record
AUGGCGGAGCCGGCGGAGCUGCGGCAGGAGUCGGUGGUGCGGUUCCUGGCGGCGCGGGGCGGGCGGGCGCGCAACGCGGAGCUGCUGGAGCAUUUCCGGGACUGGCUCAGCCCCCCAGAGCCCGGCCGCCGCGCCGCCGCCCGCCACCGCUUCAAGGAGCUGGUCAACGCCGUGGCCACCGUGCGCCAGGAGCCUGGCACCGGCGUCAAGUACGUGCACCUCCGCCGCCGGUACUGCGCCCCGGAGCCCCCCGCCGCCGCCGCCGCCCUGACCCCCGGGGAGAAGGAGGCGGCGGCGGUGGUGGUGAGGGACAGCGCGGAGCGGCCGAGCCCGCCGCCCUCGCCGCAGGCGGGCGCUGAGGAGGCGCCGCCGCCGCCGGCGGGCGAGGAUGCCGGCAGCCGCCCUCAGCCCGCGGGGCGGCGAGGCGAGCCGCCCCGGCCGAGCCCGGCGGCGGCCGGAGGCCAGCGGAAGGGCUCCCGGCGGGGGCCGCCGCCCGGGCGCGGCGGAGGCGGCGGCGAGGAGACUGCGGUAGCGGCGGGCCCGGGGCGGCCUCCGCCGGCGGAGGAGGCGGGAGCGGCGGAGGGCGCCCCCGGGGGCGGCGCAGGGGGCGGCCGCAGGAGCCUGCGGGAGGCGGCGCGGGGCGGCUCGCCCCAGCUGAAGCGCGGUGCCCUCCCCGGGGGGGGCCGCAGCCGCGGCGGCGACUCGGACAGCGCCUCGGUGGCCUCGUCCUCCGCCGAGGAGGAGGGGAGCACCACCGGCGCCGUGGCCCUGGACCCCCUGGAGCACGCCUGGAUGCUGUCGGCCUCGGACGGGCGGUGGGAGAGCCUGGAGGGGCUGCUGAGCUGCGAGCCGGCGCUGCUCUGCAAGCGGGACUUCAUCACCGGCUUCACGGUGCUGCACUGGGCCGCCAAGCACGGGCGGCAGGAGCUGCUGGCCACGCUGGUCAACUUCGCCCAGCGGCACCAGCUGCCCGUGGACAUCAACGCCCGCACCAGCGGUGGGCACACCGCCCUGCACAUAGCCGCCAUGCACGGGCACACCGAAGUGGUGAAGCUGCUGGUAGGAGCCUACGACGCCGACGUGGACAUCCGCGACUACAGCGGGCGCAAGGCUGCGCAGUACCUGCACCAGGGCACCUCGGGGGAUAUGCGGAGCCUCGUGGGGGCCCUGGAGGAGGAGGAGGAGGAAGGGGCUGCUGGCAAUGGGAGCGGGCGCUGGAGGCUCUCCAAGGUGUUGCCCUCCAAUCUCAUGAGCUACCGGCUCUCCCACCACCACCACCACCACCACCAUCACGGCACUGGGGAGGAAGCUGAGGGCACCGAAGGGGCAGCGGUGCCAGGCAAGGGCAAGGAGAUGACUAGGAAAGCCUCCGGCAGCGGGCGGAUGAAGCCUCGGCUUAAUAAGAUCCGCUUCAGGACUCAGAUCAUCCACAAUACGCCCUCCUUUCGCGGUGAUGCUGAGGAAGAAGAGCACGAGGAGAAAUCCCUGAAAGCAUCGUUCAAGCUCAGGCCGAAGUCCAAUGUCUUUGGAUAAGGCCAGGGAGCAGGAGGUCUGGGAUGUGGGCGCACGGACCAAAGUGCCCUAGAGUGUAGCGUGGAAGGUGAGGCAGGUACAAGUGGGUGCUCAUCUAGACUCAUGUACUCCAGGAAAAUGGGUCCUGAGUAUCUUGCUUUAACUCAGUUCAGUGGGGUCAGUGAACCCAGUGGGUCAACAGGGCUCUGGUGGCUUACAACUCCUGAGAGCAGCUGCUUCGGCUGGGCCCUCAGUGCUGAAAAGAGAGGCAGCGGGUGCGUUGAGAAACGCUGGGGUGUUUAAAAGCUGUGCUCCUUUCUCUUUAAAAGCAGGCUUUGGGAUCGGAAACCUGUGUUAGUGGAUAUACUAGGAUUAGCAAGUUGAAUGGGGGAAAGAAAAGUGCAAAUGCUUUACUGUUAUAUUAUCAACUGGUACUAUAAACUACUUACAAACAACUUGCUAUGUAAGAAGAACACCUCAGUAAUAUGCAAAUAUGCUUUAAGUUUCUCUUUAACAGCAAUACCACCUGGCACAGUGUAGAGUUGGGUACCCAAAAUGAGACGGUAGAUGACGGUUUCUUGUCAGAAUCCAAGCUUCAAUACAGCAAAGACUUGAGCCUAUGUUAACUUUAUUCAUUGAAGAUUGCCUGAUUUGAC